Messenger RNA from Botrytis byssoidea, 2156 nucleotides. RefSeq lists its product as uncharacterized. The record is from RefSeq and is a predicted model, not a curated record. The coding region runs from base 666 to 1640 and encodes 324 amino acids. Lineage: Eukaryota; Fungi; Ascomycota; Leotiomycetes; Helotiales; Sclerotiniaceae. The transcript has 5 exons.
UAUCCAACUAAUGUAAUUCAGAAAUCUAUGCUUUUAAAAUUAUCUACACUAUCUAUAUCUUUUCAUCAUCAUCUAUGGUUUUCGUUCGACGUAAAGGCUUCUCCAAACCGAAAUACUGAUUUCGAUAUCAGCUACUCCAAAAGCCACGGCCUCAAACAUUUAACAGUGUUCGGGUGAUCGAACUGCAUAGACCUUCAGAUAAGAUGUUUCAAUAUCUGAAAUAAUUCAAUGUUCGAGGCGGAUCCAAUCUUUUAAACAAUUUGAAAGUUUCGAUUGUGUUCAGGAAAUGGGAGACCUUUCGAAGUUGAUGUCCAGUCCGGGCGAUUGAAAGCCCCGGUGGUGCUUGCUUUCAGUAAAUGAUGGUACUUAAUGGACCACUCACUAUAUUGGCCGAGAAAAUACAGAGUUUACCAUGUUUGUGCAAGGUUAUCGGAACCUACAGGUGCUUGCCCCUGGAUGGAAAGCAACGUACAUCACACAGCUAAGCAGACUAGGUAUGUACUCUGUCUAUUGGUUACACGCCAUCUGGGCCAAAUAUAUAGGGUACUUGUUACUUCACAUGCUAGCUCGAGAAUUCACAACAUUAAACUUCAGGUCAUUCCCCAGAUCAUCCUAUAUUGAAUUUGAAUCUCCACUCUCUCACGCUUUUGCUUCAUUUCAACACAAUGCCUCAGAACUCUGAAAAUGCUUCUUCGGGGAUGCCUUCCCCAUACGGCAAUCCCGUAGCCAUCAAACACCAACAAAAAGCCAACCCUGAUUUGCCUGACCACCGCUACCAAGUUUUUCAGAAAUCUCUGCUUGAGCAUGAAUACCAUCAUGAGGAGGCAUUCGUGUCUGCUAGUCUCACACGCCUUCAUCAUGGAAUCUACGAUGCGGAGAAACGAUUGAGUCUCUACGGAGCUCCGCCACACAAUGUUACCUUUGUAGCCAUUACGUUUGUUUUUCAUCCCAUGCACUCGGUUGAGUAUAGAUUUAAAAGAGCACAGAUUUGCAUCCAAGCUUUUAAGAAUAUCGGGGAGAAGACUACAAAUCAACCGCUGAGGAUUAUCAAAUUUGCUCCACAUAUUGCUUUUGGCCGAUAUUCGACGGAGAACUUGCAUUGGACUUUUUCCUUGGGUGCAACACUAGGGGUCUCUACGCCAGCGACUGCAACGGUCACACCAUCCACUGAAUACGAUAGAUCAAAAGUCAUCGGUAACAUGUUAAAGAUACAGGGCUCAACUCGAUCUGCUGAAGGAAUGCAGAGCAGCAAACUUGUUUGGUCGCUUGAAGAGAACGAACAGCAGUGCACUGGGCUCCCUCGAGAAUUCACCUUUGUCUUCUUGGUUGAACAGCCAGUAGCUAAAGCACCAUUCUCCUUGCAGAUUGAAAUUAAGCCUGUCUUCUCAAAUAGUCUGAAAGCUACAAGCUUUGGCACCGAGAUCACGAACAAGUCUGGCACGCUGUCAGAUGAAGUGUCUCUCCAUUCAAUUGUUGACCUUCGGGGCUGGUUUUCCAGUAGUCCAUAUGCAUUCAAUUUUGCUACCAUGCUUGGGCAAUUCGAAGAUUUAGUGGAGCUGCCAGGAAAUGCCUCGAGCGUUCAAGAUUACAUUGGUACUACUUCAAGUGUCCCCGGUGCUGUUCCACUAUCUUCAUCGUAACUAAGGUCUUCCCUUUUUAAAGGCACUAUUGGACUGUUUGCAGUAAUGAACAUUCUACGUUGCAGCUAUUACAUAUCUUCUUCGCCUAUGUUCCUGACCUCUUAUCAUAUUUGACCUGAUGUCAAUCACUCUCUGCAACUGCGUACCAAUUGGCCUCUUCCUUCCUUCUGCAUAUACUUCGACAGUUCAUUUAAAUAAAACAUUGUCAGGAUACAUUCGCUGUACUGUAGUCAACCCAACGUAUUGCUCGCAAUAUUGCGGUGGGACCAGAAUUUCAGGCGUAGAAUUUCGCUUUGGCGUAUGGCCCCCUAUAUUACAUGCUUUUAGGGCUGCAUCUACUGCUUCCUCUAAAAUACCUUUUCGAUAAGCACCCUCUAAAGAAACCCAUACUUCAUUCCAUGUAAUGGGCGAUUUUCCUGCGCCGCAAAGGUCUGUAGGAUGUUCUUGCAGAUUGUGCCAUAUGUCAGAGAUAUCUCGAUGUGAGAGAGGCUUUUUGAAGGCUUUCAUCAUGGCGUC